UGCGGGUGUUUGUUUCAUCCGGACACUUUUCAUGGUGACACAGAGCCGGAAUGGCGGCGCCCGUGUUCAGAAUGUUGCGACAGGUGUCUCGCUCACAUGCUGCAGUGAGACACUUGUGCUCGCGUGCAGCGGCUCAUCAGGACGCGAUCCUAGCGGCGGCGUUUCCUCCGCUGCAGAGUUACUCCGAGGAAGAGAUGAUGAUGAGAGACGCAGUGAAGAAGUUCGCUCGGGAUCGCAUCGCUCCCUUUGUGUCCAAGAUGGACGAGGACUCGGCGAUGGACGCGGAAGUGAUCCGAUCUCUGUUUGAGCAGGGCCUGAUGGGGAUCGAGAUUGGAGCAGAAUACGGAGGAACCGGUUCCACGUUCUUCUCUUCCAUCCUGGUGAUCGAGGAGCUGGCGAAGGUGGACCCGUCCGUGUCCGUUCUGUGUGACAUUCAGAACACCCUGAUCAACACCCUACUGAUGAAGCUGGGCACCGACGAGCAGAAAGAGCGAUACCUCACCCGCCUCGCCAGCGAUAUGAUCGGCAGUUUCUGUUUGUCCGAGGCGGAGUCGGGCAGCGACGCGUUCUCUCUGAAGACUAAAGCGGAGAAACGCAACGAUUAUUACAUCAUCAACGGCGCCAAGAUGUGGAUCAGUAACGCGGAACACGCCGGAGUGUUUCUGGUCAUGGCAAACGCAGAUCCCGCUGCUGGGUACAGGGGCAUCAGCUGCUUCCUCGUGGACCGAGACGCCGAUGGGCUUCAUAUCGGGAAGAAGGAAAAUAAACUGGGUCUGCGAGCGUCAUCCACAUGCCCUUUGACCUUUGACAAUGUGAAGGUCCAUGAGAAGAACAUUCUGGGGGAAAUCGGUCACGGUUAUAAAUACGCCAUCGGGAUGCUGAACGAGGGCCGGAUCGGUAUCGCUGCACAGAUGCUCGGUUUGGCUCAAGGCUGUUUCGAUCACACAGUUCCGUACACCAGACAGAGGAUUCAGUUCGGCAAACGAAUCUUUGACUUCCAGGGAAUGCAGCAUCAGAUCGCUCAUGUGGCCACUCAGCUGGAAGCCGCCAGACUGUUGACCUAUAACGCGGCUCGUUUGAAGGAGGCGGGACGUCCCUUCAUUAAAGAGGCCUGUAUGGCCAAAUAUUUCGCCGCUGAGGUGGCGUCUCUGACCACGUCCAAGUGCAUCGAGUGGAUGGGCGGCGUGGGCUUCACUAAAGACUAUCCCAUCGAGAAAUAUUACCGGGACUGUAAAAUAGGAACGAUUUAUGAGGGAACGACCAACAUUCAGCUGAGCACCAUGGCAAAGUACAUUGAUCAAGAAUAUGCCGGAUAAAUCCAUCAGGAUCAUCUGCGUGUGAAUCCAGUAUGAUAAUAUAUCAGCUAUAUGAUCUGAUGAACGAUGAAUGUAAACACUAAACCUGAACUACAGGAGUGAACUUUGACCUUUCAGGACUCUUGAGCUGUAUGUCAUCAUUCCUGUAGUUCAUCUCAAAUGAAGGUUAGCACCAGUUUGAGCUCUAAAUGGAUUUCCUCUCUUGUAGAGAUCACACAUGACUCAUGAUUGAUUUGUGUUUCACUCUGUCAUAUAUUUGUUCUGGUUAAAAGCCCGUCAUGGCAUUAAUAAUCAUUAAACUUCAUUUAUAAUCAUAUUAAUGUAAUAAUCAUAUGUGUGUGUGUUUCCUGUUUCUUUGUUGUUAAACUUGAGAUUAAUUUAAAUAAACACAUCUUG
Molecule: messenger RNA, 1712 nt
Organism: Xyrauchen texanus (razorback sucker)
Lineage: Eukaryota; Metazoa; Chordata; Actinopteri; Cypriniformes; Catostomidae
Product: short/branched chain specific acyl-CoA dehydrogenase, mitochondrial-like
Exons: 11
Coding region: 51-1316 (421 amino acids)
Cellular component (GO): mitochondrion
Molecular function (GO): acyl-CoA dehydrogenase activity; flavin adenine dinucleotide binding
Source: RefSeq, a predicted model, not a curated record